Messenger RNA from Melanaphis sacchari, 989 nucleotides. RefSeq names its product NADH-quinone oxidoreductase subunit B 2-like. The record is from RefSeq and is a predicted model, not a curated record. The transcript is spliced from 6 exons. Gene Ontology annotation, biological process: mitochondrial respiratory chain complex I assembly; electron transport coupled proton transport; aerobic respiration. Bases 178 to 834 code for a protein of 218 amino acids. Lineage: Eukaryota; Metazoa; Arthropoda; Insecta; Hemiptera; Aphididae. Gene Ontology annotation, molecular function: 4 iron, 4 sulfur cluster binding; NADH dehydrogenase (ubiquinone) activity; quinone binding.
AGAUACCUGAUUCUGAGGUCGUUUACUCUUCGAUUAUUUUCGUUUUACUUUUAAGUUUGUGUAAGAUCUAGUUACUUUAUUGUUGAAUGCCUAAGUAGGUUGUUAAUUAAAUUCACUGUCAGUUUUAUUGAAUUUUGAUACCAGACAAAGUAAAAUUUGUUGGUUUCAUUGAAAAAAAUGAGGAUGAUCGGCCGCCCAAAUCAAAUCUUGUCAGCCUCUAAGAGCAUCAAUUCCCUGUUGAAGAAUCCUGCAGUCACUCAAAUUUGUCUCAGAAAUGAAUCUACCAAAAUCCAAUCGGCACCUCAAGACUCAAAUGUAGAAGAAAAACCAUAUCGUCCAUAUUCUCCAUUUCAAAAGACAAAUAAUAUGGCUGAAUAUGCUGUAGCUCGUUUGGAUGAUGUCUUGAACUGGGGCCGUAAGCACUCCCUCUGGCCUUUAACUUUUGGAUUGGCAUGUUGUGCUGUUGAAAUGAUGCACAUUGCUGCUCCUCGAUAUGAUAUGGAUCGAUAUGGUGUUGUAUUUCGUGCAUCUCCUCGUCAGGCUGAUCUUAUAAUAGUUGCUGGAACAUUGACCAACAAAAUGGCACCAGCAUUGAGAAGAGUUUACGAUCAAAUGCCUGAUCCAAAAUGGGUUAUUUCCAUGGGAAGUUGUGCAAAUGGUGGUGGUUACUAUCAUUAUUCAUAUUCAGUUGUGAGGGGAUGUGAUAGGGUUAUUCCAGUCGACAUUUAUGUACCAGGUUGUCCACCAACUGCAGAAGCGUUGAUGUAUGGUAUCCUACAGUUGCAGAAAAAAAUAAAAAGAAUGUCACUUGCCCAGAGUUGGUAUAGAAAGUAAUUUUUAUCUUAUAUGAUUAACCAUUAUAUCAAUGGUUUUGUGUAUUACAUCUUUUAUCGUUUGUAAAAAUAACAUUACCUAUGAAACGCUUAAUUGUGUUAAACAAUAUAGAUAAUAGCUUAGUAUUGCAAAAUAAAUCAUAAAUUUGAAUUGUA